Molecule: messenger RNA, 801 nt
Organism: Chlorella variabilis
Lineage: Eukaryota; Viridiplantae; Chlorophyta; Trebouxiophyceae; Chlorellales; Chlorellaceae
Exons: 5
Coding region: 1-801 (266 amino acids)
Biological process (GO): mitotic DNA replication termination; site-specific DNA replication termination at RTS1 barrier
Cellular component (GO): nucleus
Source: RefSeq, a predicted model, not a curated record
AUGGGACUCGACGGCGGCACCAUCAUCAGCAGGAACGAUGUGCUGCGAGGCCAGUGCUGGGACCUGAACAAGGCAGACAACAGCCGGGUCACCCGCUGGAGCACCUGUGCCCUGACCGGCCAGCCGCUGGCGCCGCCCAUUGUGGCCUGCUUCCUGGGCCGCCUCUACAACAAGUCUGCGGUGCUGGAGUGGCUGCUGGCCAAGGCGGGGCGCUUUGCGGACGAGGCCGACGUCAACCGCUACCUCAACCAGCUGCGGGAGGGAGGGGAGGCGUUUGACCACAUCGCGUCCAUCAAGGAUGUGUUCCCGCUGCAAUACUCGCCCGCCACCCUGGACGCGCCCGCCGUGGCCACCGCCGCCGACGGCGCCGCCGACCCCGUGCUGCCGGCGCCCUACACUUGCCCCAUCACCAGCCUGCGAUGCGACCGCUACCCCUUUGCGGCGCUGCGCCCCUGCGGCCACGUGCUGGCGGAGCGAGCGCUGAAGGAGGCGGCGGCCGACGGCACCUGCCCAAUCUGUGGCGCCGCCUUCUCCGCCGCCGAUGAGGAUGUGGUGCCGCUGGUGCCCAGCGAGGAGCAGCUGGAGCGGCUGCAAGAGCUGCUGCCGCGGCGGCGCAAGCAAGGAGGCAGGAAGGAUCGGCGGGGCAAGGGGAAGAAGAAGGGACAGCAGGGGACGGAGGAGCAUGCCGAGCAGCAGCAGCAGCAGCAGCAGCCGGCAGGCAGCAGUCAACGUGGUGGGGCAGCAGAAGCUGCUGCUCCGUCGGCAGCUCAAGUGCAGCGGCAGCAGCAAGAUGAUUUGUAA